Molecule: messenger RNA, 830 nt
Organism: Brachypodium distachyon (stiff brome)
Lineage: Eukaryota; Viridiplantae; Streptophyta; Magnoliopsida; Poales; Poaceae
Product: cytochrome c
Exons: 3
Coding region: 154-495 (113 amino acids)
Biological process (GO): mitochondrial electron transport, cytochrome c to oxygen; mitochondrial electron transport, ubiquinol to cytochrome c
Cellular component (GO): mitochondrial intermembrane space
Molecular function (GO): electron transfer activity; heme binding
Source: RefSeq, a predicted model, not a curated record
CAUUCUGGUACUUUCACGUACCCGCCUCGCCGCAAGACGGGUCUAUACAACACGAGCCCGACGAAAUCGCCCGAAGCCAGAAAGGCGAGCAAAACUUCCACUUGACCUCUCCCCCUCGAGUCUACCGGCGAGUCUCUUCGUGCGGCGGCGGCGAUGGCUUCGUUCUCGGAGGCACCCCCAGGCAACCCGAAGGCCGGCGAGAAGAUCUUCAAGACCAAGUGCGCGCAGUGCCACACUGUUGAUAAGGGCGCCGGCCACAAGCAAGGCCCGAACUUGAACGGUCUGUUUGGGAGGCAAUCGGGUACUACCCCUGGUUACUCCUACUCCUCGGCAAACAAGAAUAUGGCUGUGAUCUGGGAGGAGAAAACUCUGUAUGACUAUCUGCUUAAUCCUAAGAAGUACAUUCCUGGAACCAAGAUGGUCUUCCCUGGGCUGAAGAAGCCACAGGACCGUGCUGAUCUCAUUUCGUACCUGAAGGAAGCAACCUCCUCUUGAAAGUGCAUGCUGCUAUAAUCUUGUCAUAUGAGGGAAUUCGUUUUACAGUACAAUAAAAAGAUUAGACGCUAAAGCCACUCUGGUUUAACGGGGUGUGAUCCACGAGACAGUUUGGUCUUUUGAAUUUCGUUCUUAUGGUAUGGGUUCCAUAUCUCUAGGUUUAGCUGGAUGAGUGUUCGACAAUCUUUUUAUUCAGCUGCUGGAAAAUCCCAGUAACGCAUAUUUUGACCACCAGGUGGCGGUGGGACUGGAUGCACCCAGAUCUUUAAUGUUUUGAUAUUAAGCUUGAAUGUUAAUUCUAUAAAUUGUCAAAUCUGAGUUUGAUGUUGAUCCUC